CAACUUGCGACAAUGAUGCAGUUAGGAGCACCGCGGCCAAAUGGCAAAGUCAGCGUCGGAUAGGGGCAUUUACGCGCGAUCGUUCCCUCCCACUCUCAUACCCGCCCAAGAUUUGACGCAUCUUCUCUAUGCCUUUGCUGCGCUCGACUCGUCGGGCAAUGUCGCUCUCUCCGAUCCCUGGGCCGACGUCCAGGCCCACCUGGCGAACGAGCGAUGGGACGAGCCCGGCAACAAUAUGUUUGGCUGCCUCAAGCUCAUCUACGCGCUCAAGCAGAACAACAGGCACCUCAAGUCCCUCCUCUCCAUCGGCGGGUGGGGCAAAGAGCAGGCGUUUCACGCGAUUGUGGUCGACCCGGCGAAGCGCCAGACGUUUGUCAGGCGGUGUAUAGAGCUGCUUGAGGACCACGGGUUCGAUGGUAUCGAUGUCGACUACGAGUAUCCCUCGAAUAGGGACCAGGCGGUCGGGUUUACGCUGCUGUUACAAGAGCUGAGGAUGGCACUUGAUGAACAUGCCAACGCGAAGCGGAGAGCGGGGGUGCCAAAUGCGCAGAUAUGUCGGUUCUUGUUGUCGAUCGCUGUGUCCUGUGGUCCCUCAACAUACGCAGUACUUGGAGAACCUUUCCCGUCGUCGGGACAGAGUAUCGCCAGCGUCAUGGACCAGUCCCUUGAUCUAUGGAAUCUAAUGGCGUAUGAUUUCGCCGGUGCAAGUUGGAGCAAUGUGGCCGACCACCAAGCAAACCUCAAAGGUGAACAGCUUAGCGGAGAAGCCGCCAUCAACUGGUACAGCCGGCAAGGCGUCCCCCUCUCGAAGAUGGUACUCGGCCUCCCCCUCUACGGCAGGAGCUUUGCAAAUACGAACGGCCACGGCCAGCCGCACAACGGCUUGCCCGAAUCGUCGCGCUCGUCCUGGGAGCAAGGGGUCUACGACUACCGCGCUCUCCCCAUCCAAGGAGGGCACAUGCAUGAGGACCUGAGGAAAGGCGCGAGCUGGUCGUUCGAUCCGAGGCUCAAGGAGUUCGUCACGUUCGACAACGGGAACAUCGCCAGGAUGAAGGGCGAGUAUACCAAGGAGCGGGGUCUGGCUGGGAGCAUGUUCUGGGAGCUUAGCGGCGACAAGCGGGACGAUACGGAAGGGGACCGGGAACGUAAUAGGAAAAAGUUGCAGGGAAUCGGGAAGGACUACGUGGACGGGGACAGCCUGGUGCGCGUUGUACGGGAGACGAUGGGGCAGCUCGACCACACCUGGAACUGGCUCAGCUAUAAUGGGAGUAAGUAUGAUAACAUCAAGAAUCAGAUGGGUAGACUGCAGUAGCUAUAGGAUGACAGAAGGACUGUUUAUUG
This is a messenger RNA of Coniophora puteana RWD-64-598 SS2, 1341 nucleotides long. Its product is annotated as glycoside hydrolase family 18 protein. The record is from RefSeq and is a predicted model, not a curated record. NCBI's taxonomy places the organism in Eukaryota, Fungi, Basidiomycota, Agaricomycetes, Boletales, Coniophoraceae. The coding region runs from base 41 to 1312 and encodes 423 amino acids. Gene Ontology annotation, biological process: carbohydrate metabolic process; chitin catabolic process. Gene Ontology annotation, cellular component: extracellular region. The transcript has 5 exons. Gene Ontology annotation, molecular function: chitinase activity; chitin binding.